AUGUUGGCCGUCGCAUUUUCGGCUGUUCUUUACGUCCUCCUCAUCAGCCACUCCCUUGCUGAACUUGGAGGGGGAAUUCUCCGCCAACGACAAAGCCCAAGAUGCGUCGCUAGUUCCUUUAUAAACGUGGUCAGCCUUCCUGGCGUGACUGUCGCCGUCGAGAAGGCCGCAUCGAUAGCGGAACGUGGCUCUUAUUCGGAAUCAGGAAACCAAGGGUUUCCCAAUACGAUUGACUUGCUCCCGGCAUUAUGUGCCGUGACAGUCAAAGUUACCAACACCUCUGAUUUUCCCGACAAACCCGUAUCCAGCUACCGCGUCGGCUUGUUCCUCCCCACUAUGACAAACUGGAACUCGAGGAUUCUCACCGUAGGCGGCGCCUCGUUUGCUGGUGGCAUCAACUGGCCGGGCAUGAGCGAAGGAACACACUAUGGCUUCGCGACCAUAUCGACAGACAACGGCCACAACUCAGCGGGGAGUGACCUUUCCUGGGCAACAUCAGCGCGACUCUACGACUGGGGCUACCGAGCGCUCCACGGUUCAGUCGUGGUCGGCAAGCUGCUCGUCGCCCAUUAUUACAGCAACUCGCCAACCUACUCCUACUACGCAGGAUGUUCGACUGGAGGCCGCCAAGGAUUGAGAGAAACCCAAUACGACGCCAACAGCUUUGACGGCGCUCUCAUCGGCGCCCCAGCCUGGGACACCAUGCACCUGAUGCCUUGGAUCUCCAAGAUCGCCUCCCAACAGCUCAAUACCACGGCCAACGGCAGACUACGGGCUACACAGCUAUCCAUCCUCGCCACUGAAGUCCUCCGUCAAUGCGACGCCCAAGACGGCGUCAAAGACAACAUCAUCAGCCAGCCCGACCAAUGCCGCUUCGAUAUCUCCAAGAUCAUCUGCUCGGACCCUUCCCGCUGCCUCACCCGCGCGCAAGCCGACACGACCAGCAAAAUCUUGGCCGACUACAUCAUCAAGGACCGCGAUGGUCAAAACCGGACAGUCUACAAUGGCUUCACACUCUCUUCCGAAGACCAAUGGUCCGUCUACUUCGGCACCGACGCCGCUUUGACAGAUUUCGAUUUCUCCUACGAGCGCUACUUCCUCUACAACCUUUCUCAGUCCUACACCUGGCAACAAUACUCGGACCAAGUCGUGCUCAAUUCAGAGCGGAUAAAUCCCGGCCUCGCAACCGCCAACCGGUUCUCUACCCUGUCUUCUUACCAAAAACGAGGAGGGAAAAUAAUCAUGUACCACGGCCUCGCCGACGGCUUGAUAUCCCCCCGCACCUCCUUGGCCUACUACAACGCGACUAUUUCCUCCCUCCAAACUUCCGUCCCGAAAAUCCGUGACUGGUUCCGCCACUUCGAAGUACCAGGCAUGCAACACUGCUACUUCAGCAACCGGUUUAACGCCCCCUGGGAUUUCGGAGCGCCAGGGCAGGCUUCGCAGCUGAGGAUGUUGCCCGCGUUGGGCACGGGGUUGCAAGCGUUUGGAGACGGGUGGUCGGUCCCUGGGCAUUUGGGAGAUGCCAAAUAUGAUGUGCUAAGUGCGCUCGUGAAGUGGGUGGAGGAGGGGAGAGAAGUUGAGUCUGUGGUUGCUACGGCGUUCACGGAGGAUUUGAGUGGGAAGGUGUAUAGGACAAGGCCGGUUUGUGCGUACCCCGAAAGGGCCGUUUGGGAUGGGAAGGGGGAUGUGAAUGUGGCGGGGAGUUGGAGGUGUGUUUGA
Messenger RNA from Sordaria macrospora k-hell, 1722 nucleotides. RefSeq lists its product as uncharacterized. NCBI's taxonomy places the organism in Eukaryota, Fungi, Ascomycota, Sordariomycetes, Sordariales, Sordariaceae. The record is from RefSeq and is a predicted model, not a curated record.